Messenger RNA from Leptomonas pyrrhocoris, 617 nucleotides. RefSeq lists its product as hypothetical. NCBI's taxonomy places the organism in Eukaryota, Euglenozoa, Kinetoplastea, Trypanosomatida, Trypanosomatidae. The transcript has a single exon. The record is from RefSeq and is a predicted model, not a curated record. Bases 21 to 617 code for a protein of 198 amino acids.
AGCUCCAAAACCCACAUAACAUGGCGUCCUUUGAUUCCUGGCUGGCGAGUGUAGAGGACGAGUUUUGGAAGGCGCACAACGAGGUGAUGAACGCGACGGGCCUUCGCCAAGUUAUCGACGCUUUAACGAGCUCCUCUGAGAAUUCGGGCUCCUUUUUUGCCCACGUGCGGGCCGAGGUGGAAGCGUUUUACCGGUCGGUGAACUGGUCCGAACCUUUCUUCCGCUACCUCGCUGCUUUUCACGCUCUUAUUUGGAUUGUCGUCCUGUACGGAACUCGCGGCUCAGCUUCUGAUGAGCGUCUGAUCGUUGUCUGCGUCAUGCUGACCUGCACCGUGCUUGCUGGAGUGGUGCUGAACAACGUGGGCCGCCGCUACGCGAGCUCUAUUUUUGUGGACCCUGACGUUAAUUACUUUUCCGAAGAUGGCAUCUUUAUCGCGGCUGUGUUCAUGGCGCCGAUGAUUGUACUGAUUCUGUGCUUGCAGCUUCGCAUGGUGUGCCGUGCGAUGAGGCUGAUGGUGGAGGUGAAGCGGGCACAGGUGAAGCGCAGACUUCGAAGGGAGGCAAAACAACAGUCUGCUGCUGCUGAGUCAUCGUCCGAGACGAAGAAGGAACAGUAG